This is a messenger RNA of Penicillium daleae, 1077 nucleotides long. RefSeq lists its product as uncharacterized. Bases 1 to 1077 code for a protein of 358 amino acids. Gene Ontology annotation, molecular function: oxidoreductase activity; flavin adenine dinucleotide binding. Lineage: Eukaryota; Fungi; Ascomycota; Eurotiomycetes; Eurotiales; Aspergillaceae. The transcript is spliced from 4 exons. The record is from RefSeq and is a predicted model, not a curated record.
AUGUGUUCAGCUUCAGAGCCUAGGUACCUCUAUGAACAGAUACAACAAAGGGAGGCCACUGCUUGGCACCGGUACUCGGAUGAGCCUCCUUGUUAUGACGAUUCUAAGCGCUGGGGUGGAAACCAAGAGGGAUUCCAUGACGAACGGCCUCGGAAUAUGAGGCAAAGCUAUGGCCUUAAGAAACCCGACGAGAUCAAUUGCCGCCCAGUGGCCCUACCUCAGAUUGGCUAUGGAGACGAGCAACCCUUCCUCCGAGGAUAUUCGAGCGACCUCGGCCGAUAUGGUAUCUCCGAGCUGGAGUUCAUCAAAUUAGUAGACACCAUUAAUGUUGCCAUCAUCCCGAAUCCGGAGAACCAGAUCUUUCAAAAAGGAGCGAGUAUUGCUGGUUGGUUCGUACCUGGCGCUGCCGGGAUUGGUCUCACUCUAGGGCAGAUUGGGGUGGGACUUGGCACGUCGCUCGGCCACGCAUCAGCAAUCUCUCGAGUCCUGUCGAGCGCAAAUCUACAAGUCUUUCUGCCAAGGGGGCUAGAAAUCUGCAUUGGAAAGACGCAGGAUGUUGAGGCGACGGUCGGCCUCAACGCGUUUCCAUAUCAACAACAGAAUACAUAUGGUCUAGCGCCGCAGCAACGGCAAAUGCUUUUCGGCAACCGUCUUGCUCCUCUCUCUAGAGUAUUGCCUUCGCUGCAGCAGAGUGGUCGCAACGAUCCAGUUGCCAUGCUUGGCCGGAGCCUCGCCAGUCGAACGAAUCAAAAAAAGAUGGAAAAGGCGGAGAAGGACAUGGCCAAAGGUAAGAAUAAGAGUAUUGACGCCCUCGAAGCAGGAAUUCAAUGGAUUUUCAGUCAUGAUCGACAAGGUCACUUCUCACCUGGAGAGUUUCUCAAUAUGCUGGAGCCUCUGAAGGAACUGAGCCCCGGUGGCGGCGCUUAUCUUAACGAAGCGCAUUACUUGGAGCCUCAAUGGCAGCAAACCUACUUUGGCUCGUUCUAUGAGAGACUGCUAGAGGUCAAGAACAAAUACGAUCCCACUCACCUAUUUGACUGUUACAAGUGUGUUGGAUGGAGGGGCGAGGCAGAGUGA